Messenger RNA from Bombyx mandarina (wild silkworm), 2658 nucleotides. Its product is annotated as monocarboxylate transporter 9. Gene Ontology annotation, biological process: monocarboxylic acid transport; transmembrane transport. NCBI's taxonomy places the organism in Eukaryota, Metazoa, Arthropoda, Insecta, Lepidoptera, Bombycidae. The record is from RefSeq and is a predicted model, not a curated record. Gene Ontology annotation, molecular function: monocarboxylic acid transmembrane transporter activity.
UCAUUCGCUGUUCGUCGUUCAGACUGUAAUCACGGUUGUUAGAUCUGAUUGUUUUGCACUGAUUCCGCGUAAGUCUAGACUUUACUCUCGUUACUCUAUGAAAUCAGUGCUUACGUCGUAAUUAAUCAAAUACAGCACGAUUAAAUCGGUUAACUCAAACGAUUUGUAAUCUUAGAUAUAUCAGCGCAAUCGUAAAAACGAAUAAAAGUGCCUAAGAGUAAAGUUCGUAGAAGGUUUUUGUUCUAUUUUACUUCGCCUUUCUUGUUAUAAUUUAGUGAUUUUGUGAUAUUUGCGGUUUCGGCGAUGGUCCGAGGUGUUUUCUAGCAUCGACCAGAUACAUAAAGCAAUUUGCAUGAGGUCACGAAGGUGCUGCGGUAUACGCAUGGAAGCCCGGCGCGGUGGUGAUCUCGCGCUGCAGCCGCUGCGCGCGCAGUACCGUCGCGCUCUAUCGGAAUGGAACGCGCGCCCCUCUCGCCGCCGUCGGAGCUCAAGAACGAUCGGUCGGUCCAAGGAGGACCCUGCGAAACCGGAGACGCGGCGCCGCAGCCGGCCCUGAGCGAGACCCGCGUGCUGCCCGCCAUCCCCGAGGCCGAGCCGCUCUUGCACGCCCCGCGCCGAGCUCUGCACGUGCAGUUCGACGCGCACUGUCCGCCCGCACCAGUCUCGCUCUCCUCCUCAGGUUCUUCCUCCUCUUCCGACGAUGAGGACGUCUCCAUCACAGAGGCACGUCCUCCCGACGGCGGCUGGGGCUGGGUCAUCGUCUUCGCCUCCUUCAUGGUCAACCUCAUCGCGGACGGUAUCACCUUUAGUUUCGGUGUGUUCUAUCCGCACUUUCUUGACUACUUCGGCGAGGGAAAAGGCAAGACCGCAUGGAUCGCCGGUAUUUUCAUGGCGAUGCCGCUUCUUUCCGGCCCGAUUGCCAGUUUUCUGACAGACAGAUACGGCUGCAGGCGUGUGACGAUCUUUGGUGCGAUUCUGGCGGCUGCUGGAUUUGUUAUAUCCGCUUUCGUGGAUAACAUGGAGACUUUGUUCCUGACCUUCGGCAUAAUGGCCGGUUUUGGAUUGAGUCUGUGCUACGUGGCUGCAGUGGUUAUAGUCGCGUAUUAUUUUGACAAGAAGCGCUCUCUGGCAACCGGAAUAUCGGUUUGUGGAAGCGGCAUUGGAACUUUCAUAUUUGCGCCGCUGACAAACGUGAUGCUGGAUGAGUACGGUUGGCGCGGAACCACUCUGAUCUUAGCUGGCCUAUUUUUGAACAUGGCCGUGUGUGGUCUCUUGUUCAGAGACUUACCUUGGACCGCCACAAUGAACGAAGAGAGAGCAAAAGAACGUAAACGCAGAAGAGAGAUAAAACGUAACAAACGAUUCGGUUCCUCGGCUGACAGUUUCUCUGACAGCAAGAGCAGCGCCGCGGGCUCAACCAAAAUGGCAGACAGCGUUAAAAUCGAAACCGUGACUUCACCAAUCGUGCCCCAAUUUAGUUCCUUGGUAGACCUACCGACAUUCAUGACGGGCGGUGAAGGAGUUUCCUUAGAAGUUUUCGAACUAAUGUCAAAUAGAGGUCGUGCUUACGCAAUUCUGGCCCAAAACUACCCUGGAGUGAUGUUGCCCUCUAGAAGCUUUAGCGACAGCGGCCGAUUGCACGAGCAGUCCCCUCCAAGGACAGUCAUGUCCCCAGGAAUUACGUCACCUGGUAUUCUAACACCUAUCGCACCUCCGACUCAAGAGAGCACCACGGUGAAUGAUAAAGCAGCUUUGUCCCUAUGGUUGAGGCGUCAAGCGACAGGAUCUACUAAAAAGCCUCCAGCGUUUUUGAAAGAUCUGCGGGUUCAUCGUCAUUCUUUAACGUACAGAGGGGCGAUGCUGAACAUCAACAGAUACAGACUGCGUGCUUCUUCGUGUCCCAAUAUCUUCAGGAAUUCUAUGACGACCAUAGCUAAAGAAAAAGUUCAAUGGUACGCCGGUCUCUGGGACUUCUGGGACCUGGCCGUGGACGUUUUAGACUUCUCCCACCUUCAGAACCCAGCGUUCCUGAUCUUCGCUAUAUCCAACUUCCUCCUGUACAUGUGGUACGACGUGCCGUAUGUGUACAUAGCCGAUAAUGGCAUGAUUAUGGGCUUCAAUGAGUCCCAGUCUUCUAUGCUGAUUUCCGUCAUAGGGAUCCUCAAUAUGUUCGGAGAGAUACUGCUGGGCUGGGUGGGUGAUUGGAAGUGCGUGAACCCUGUCCUGGUGUACGCGGGCUGCAUGCUGCUCUGCGGCCUGGUCACGGUGCUGAUGCCUCUCCUGACUUCCUACCUCAGCCUGGCCGCGGCGGCCGGCGCCUUCGGAGCCUUCAUCGCAGCCAACUACUCCCUGACCAGCAUCAUACUGGUGGAACAAAUAACCCUGGAGAAGUUCACAAACGCCUAUGGGUUGCUACUGCUGAUGCAGGGCGUGGCGAAUUUGAUAGGACCGCCUUUAGCUGGCUGGGUGUACGACAUGACAGGCUCGUACGACCUGUCGUUCUACCUGGCCGGGGCCUUCAUCGCGGCCUCGGGCCUCAUCCUGCUCGUGCGCCCCGCCUCCCGCUGCCGCGCGCCGCACCCCCGCGAGCCCCCCCGCGAGCUCCCCCGCGAGCCCCCCCACCAGAACGGGAAGCUUGUCGUGUGAUUUUGAAAUCAG